Zea mays is the source of this 651-nucleotide messenger RNA. RefSeq lists its product as uncharacterized. Gene Ontology annotation, cellular component: U2 snRNP; precatalytic spliceosome. Gene Ontology annotation, biological process: mRNA splicing, via spliceosome. The record is from RefSeq and is marked validated. The transcript has 5 exons. Bases 140 to 403 code for a protein of 87 amino acids. Lineage: Eukaryota; Viridiplantae; Streptophyta; Magnoliopsida; Poales; Poaceae.
CUCUCACGAUCCCUCGGCAGUCGGCGACGGCUGGGCGACCGCCACUUCCGCCUUCUCUUCCUACUGAGCGUCUCCAGGCACGCUUCUGAAUUCGGAGUUGCCAGCAUUCGCUCGAGGUGCCGGACCAGAUCUCACCAUCAUGCAGGCUAGCGAUAGAUUCAACAUAAACUCUCAGCUUGAGCAUCUUCAAGCCAAAUAUGUUGGUACAGGGCAUGCUGAUUUGUCUAGAUUUGAAUGGGCUGUAAACAUCCAGAGAGACAGCUAUGCCUCUUAUAUUGGGCACUAUCCAAUGCUAGCAUAUUUUGCCAUUGCUGAGAAUGAAUCGAUCGGAAGAGAACGUUACAAUUUCAUGCAGAAAAUGCUGCUUCCUUGUGGCCUCCCUCCUGAGAGAGAUGAAGAUUGAGGAGCUGUUGCAUAGUUUCAGUGUUUCCAAUGACCAUUUAUGAGAUUGUAACCUCUAUGGUACUAUGUGCCAUUUGUGUUAAAGCUCGUAUGCCUUUGACUUGUCUUGCAUCGGUCUCUAUCGUGAUACAUAAACAUUCGUAACUUGUAUGCAUUGUAAACGAAAUGCUGGUUAUGCCCCUUUGUCAUGUUUUUGUGAUGCGUUCUCACAAUGUGAAAGAAAAUUUAGUCGAAGAGAUUGAUGGCUGC